GGUGAAAACAUUAGAGUUCAUCAUAUUCAGUAGGUAUAUUAAAAUGUUUCAAGGGUUUCUCUAAAUAGUUUUAGCUUUGUUUAUCUAUGAGAUUUAUCUCAGCAUGAAUAUUAAUGUUAAAAAUAGGAAGGAAACAAAGCCGUUUAAUAGCCUCACGUUCAGUUCAGUGACCACAGAGGAGAGGCAUCUGGACAAGAAAACACCCGUUCAAUCAGAGUCAGACAGUGAGAUGAGAACAGCAAGAAUGAUGAGUUUAACAUCAGCAAGUGGAUUUAUCGUCUUCCUUCUCUCUUUCACAGUUGUUCAGGGUCAGAAUGGAUGGGGAGUGACUUACACUUCUACUCAGAUCUGUGCCUUAAAAGGAUCAACAGUCGACAUGAGCUGCACCUACACAUACCCACCCCAGAUAAAGAAAAAGAAAACUAAAGUUGAGAAAACAUUCUGGUUUAUUAAUAGAGACAUUAAACCUGUAGAUCUAAAAACAAAGUCAGAGUACAAAGGUCGUGUGGAUUAUCCUUCCAAAAAGAACGGCUGUUUAGUGAGAAUCUCAGACCUGAGACAGAGCGACUCAGCUCAGUACCAGUUCAGGUUUAUAACAAACCAACCUGGUGGACAUUAUACUGGUUCACCUGGAGUCACUCUGACUGUCACAGCACGUCCAGAUCUCCAGGUCCAUGUGAGCAGAUCAUCAACCUGCAGGAAUUCUAAUUGUGUCCAAGUAGAGCUGAGGUGUCACAGCAACUGUCGUCUACCUGACAAUUACAAAUACACCUGGUUCAAGAACGGACAGAAGAUUAGGAGUGGAACAUCAUCUUCCUAUUCCACCUCUUUUUCCUCUGGAGAUACCAUUUCCUGUGCUGUUAAAGGUUAUGAGAUGUUCUCCUCUCCUCCAGCGUUUGCUCCAACGGUUCCUUCAGUGUCUUUCAGUCCCUCUGGUGAAAUCAUUGAGGGCAGUUCAGUGACUCUGACCUGUACCAGUGAUGCAAACCCACCUGUUACUAAAUACACCUGGUACAAGAGAGGAAAUAAUCAACCUCAGUCAAGAGGUGAAGGACAGCAGUUUGUCCUCAGCUUCAUCAACUCCUCUGACUCUGGAUCAUAUUCAUGUGUUGCUGAGAACAGUCUGGGGUUGAAGAUGUCAGAAUAUGUCCAUAUUGAUGUGAAAUAUCCUCCCAGACUUCCCUCUGUGUCCAUGAGUCCGUCUGGUCAGAUAGUGGAGGGCAGUUCAGUGACUCUGACCUGUACCAGUGAUGCAAACCCACCUGUUACUAAAUACACCUGGUACAAGAGAGGAAAUAAUCAACUUCAGUCAAGAGGUGAAGGACAGCAGUUUGUCCUCAGCUCCAUCAACUCCUCUGAAUCUGGAUCAUAUUCAUGUGUCGCUGAGAACAGUCUGGGGUUGAAGAUGUCAGAAUACGUCUAUAUUGAUGUGAAAUAUCCUCCCAGACUUCCCUCUGUGUCCGUGAGUCCGUCUGGUCAGAUAGUUCAGGGCAGUUCAGUGACUCUGACCUGUACCAGUGAUGCAAACCCACCUGUUACUAAAUACACCUGGUACAAGGAGGAUGAAGACUCACCAAAAGCAUCAGGACAGAACUUCACCAUCACUGACUUCAGAUCUGAACACAGUGGGAAUUAUUACUGUGAAGCCCAGAACAGCAGAGGACGACAGAACUCCGCUUCACAUCUGAUUGUUGUAUCAUCCAAAUGGAAAUCAGUAGCAGCUGGAGUGACUGUUGCCGUUGUCCUUCCCAUAAUCCUCAUCUCUGUCUUCCUAUUAGUCAGAAGAAUGAGGGCUUUGAAAACAUCAUCUGAACCUGAAGACAGAGCGGACAACAGCCAACAGUGUCCACCUAAUCACAGACACCCAGAGGAGCAGGACAACCUUCAUUACGCCAACGUCAACUUCUCUCAGAAAAAGGAGGAUCCAGUUUACUCCAACACUGGACCAGCUCGGUGCCCAAGACACAAGAAGGAACCAACAUUUCCUGAGUACUCUGUUCUCACAUUUCAUAACAACAGCAAAGAGCAGAGAGACAGAGUUGAGGAAACUGCAGAGGAUUCAGCUGUAUUGUACAGCACAGUCAACAAAACCAAAGGACCAAGGACCUCGGCUCCAAAGUGAAAUGUGUAAUACCACUCAUGGCCACUAGAGGCUGCUCCUAAGAGCCUUGUCUCCCAUGGACUCACACUGAACUUCUCUCCAAACUUUUGAAGUCAUUUUUUUCUAGGAGUGGUUUUUCUCACUGUUAUUGUUUUAGGAAUUUCUAAUAAAUAAUGUGUUCCAUCUUCAACCUUUUCCUCCAUUAAUAAGAUCACAAGUCAAACAGAAGGUGUUGAUUGACA
Messenger RNA from Sphaeramia orbicularis (orbiculate cardinalfish), 2343 nucleotides. RefSeq names its product B-cell receptor CD22-like. The transcript has 11 exons. The record is from RefSeq and is a predicted model, not a curated record. Bases 104 to 2122 code for a protein of 672 amino acids. Gene Ontology annotation, molecular function: sialic acid binding; CD4 receptor binding; protein phosphatase binding. Gene Ontology annotation, biological process: regulation of B cell proliferation; B cell activation; negative regulation of B cell receptor signaling pathway. Gene Ontology annotation, cellular component: external side of plasma membrane; extracellular exosome; early endosome. Lineage: Eukaryota; Metazoa; Chordata; Actinopteri; Kurtiformes; Apogonidae.